Lytechinus variegatus (green sea urchin) is the source of this 4021-nucleotide messenger RNA. RefSeq lists its product as uncharacterized. The transcript is spliced from 10 exons. The record is from RefSeq and is a predicted model, not a curated record. The coding region runs from base 303 to 2012 and encodes 569 amino acids. Lineage: Eukaryota; Metazoa; Echinodermata; Echinoidea; Temnopleuroida; Toxopneustidae. Gene Ontology annotation, cellular component: extracellular region.
AAGCGAACAGUUCUCAGUAAUACUACAUACCCACUAUACUCCAGGGACGUACUAAUCGAUAUUUGGAGCUCGAUUGAUGUUUGGUCAGCUAGGUCAGCUAUUGAUAUAGAUUCUUGGAUAUUACAAUCGAUACUACUCAACGAGUGUCCACCCAGGGACUGCAUAAUAUUCAGAAGAGCAGUAGACAAUAAUAUACGAACAUGUGAUCAAACCGAACACUUCAUUAGUGCAUAUUAUGAGUUUCGAUUCAAACGAGUUUAGGAAUAGCAUUUCUCAUGUACUGGGAUUAAGAAACUGUCAUCAUGUCGAAGAAAUCGGAUCUGAAAGCCUUUCGUAAAGAUGCCUUGAGUUGGCAUAACAAGUAUCGAGAUGUCCACGGAGUGCCGAAUUUGAAGCUUUCUGACAACCUCAACGACCACGCCCAAAGAUGGGCGGAACAUCUGGCUCGUUCAGGAACAUUCAGUCACAGUAAUAACAGAGAGUUGGGAGAAAACAUUGCCAUGCAUUAUUCCUCGGCAUCCACAGAAUUAUCUGGUCAAGAUGCGACUGACCAGUGGUAUCAGGAGUCUAGCAAAUACAACUUCGGCUCACCUGGCUUCCGACAAGGAACUGGUCAUUUCUCUCAAGUGGUGUGGAAAUCAAGUAAAGAGUUUGGGAUCGGGAAAGCUAUCUCGAAGGACGGGAAGGUGAUCGUUGUAGGGAACUACAAACCACCAGGUAACAUGGCCGGCAACUUUCCAGAGAAUGUAUUCCCACCCCUCGCUGAGAAAGUGGACAAGAAAAAGAAGAAGGAAGACAGGAAGAAAGCUCGACGGGGCUCUACCAGUUCAACCAGCAGUAGUAGUAGCAGUAGCAGCAGCAGCAGUGAUGAGGAAACAAAAUCGAAGGGUGUUUUUAAAAAGAAAUCCAAGAAAUCCAGUGGCCUUCCCAAAGUUUCUCGAUCGGAACAGAAUUCUUUCGGCAAAGAAGCUCUGAGGUCACACAAUGAUUACAGACGUCAUCAUGGAGCACCACCAUUGGAAGAAUCACGUGAGCUUUCAAAGAGGGCACGAAAAUGGGCUAAACAUCUCGCAAAGAACAACCUUUUCGAGCACAGCAAAUCGAACGACAUUGGAGAGAAUGUAGCCAUGCAUUACUCUAGCCUUUCUACUGAAUAUUCAGGAAAGGAAGCUGCGGCCCAUUGGUAUAGUGAGAUUCAUAACUAUGAUUUCAAGAAACCAGGGUUCACAAAGGGGGCCGGACACUUUACUCAGAUGGUAUGGAAAGGAUCUCGUGAAUUCGGCAUCGGGAAGGCAAUCGACCGUGAGGGUAAAGUCAUCAUCGUCGGUCAGUACCGACCUCCUGGUAACAUCAUUGACCACUUCGAAGAGAAUGUUUUCAAGCGUGAUGAUGGUAUCAUGCCCCCACCACCCCCUGAGAAGGAAUCAACCCAGGUUACUCGGGUAGUAAGAUCAACAGAAUACGAGUCAGGGCCGAGCAGAGAAGUCAAAGCUGCUGAAGUCAAUGAAACCAUCAGAAAGAUGGGUGGAGUCAAGUUAAAAGAAGCGGACGUAUCACCAGCGGAUUUGAAGACAUUCCAGAAAGACAGCGUGGCUGCUCUUAAUAAGAUCCGACAAAAACAUUCCGUACCAAAACUCAAGCAAUCAGAUGAACUGGAAAGAAGAGCUCAGGAAUUUGCUGCCAAACUGGCUAAGAAAGAUGAGUUUAAAAACAGUGAUGAGAAGGACGUCGGAGAGAACAUUGCGAUGCACUACAAUAGCGCCAGUACCGAGUUUUCAGGUCAAGAAGUGGUGGAUAUGUGGUACAAACAGAUAGAUAAAUAUGAUUUCAAGAAACCCGGUUUCACUUCAGGGGCAGGACAUUUCACUCAGAUGGUAUGGAAAAACAGUAAGGAGUAUGGUAUCGGUAAAUCAAUCACCAAGGAAGGAAAAGUUCUCACAGUUGCUUUCUUUAGACCACCAGGAAACGUCAUGAGGCAGUUUGAAGACAAUGUACUCCCCGCUAAGAAAUAGAUACUCUGAAUUUCAUAGACUAGAAAGUAAUAUAAAAGCAAAUUAGCUGUUAGGGAACAAUCCGAUACCCGAUUUAACAAAUUGAUUUCAUUUUUUUUGUUAUAGUCUUUAUAUUAAAUUUUUAAAGCAUGUCGUAAGGUUUGGUAAAGGGGCAGUAUUGUGAAUUAUGCUUGAGUAUCAUCAAACAUUACAAAAUUACGUAAGUAUAGUGGUCAUUGAUUUUUUCAGCUGUUUGAUGUAUAUGUAAAUCAAAUAAAGAUCAUUUUUACUUAUAUAAUUAUGAUGCCAUGUACUGUCAUUUACACACAUUAAUUAUGAUCUAUCAUGCCCUUUUAUGGAUUUAACACAAGUAAAGAUAGUUUUAAUGAUAUUUUGAUUUUGGAUUAUUUCCUAAUCACAGCAUAAGGAUAUUCGUCUGGAUCCAUACUUGAUGGCUGUAUUUUUUAAUUAAUAAAUACAUAACAAAUCGAAUAGCAUAUCCAGCAUCAAUUAUGACAAAGCAAUGUAUGUGCCCUUACACAAGCAUAUUAGAGUCACUAUUGUCCACAGACAAUUAUUGGCCCCAAGGAAUAAUUUGUAGGAUCUGCUGGAUACGCGCCUGAACUCAGUCAGGUAUACAAACGUAUAAACAAACAAGAAUAUAUAAACAUUUCAAUCAAUAUUACUUAUACCCUUUGAGCAAAAAAAAGCAUGAUAAAAGGAAUAAGUAUUUUUAUUGUCUACUCGUUUUUAAUCCUUUUUAAGCAAUUUGGUGAUCGUUAAAGGUUUGGAAAGUUAUCGAUUUGUAGUUGAUAGACCUCAGUAGAGAGGGUUUAAUAAAUUGUAAGUAUAUUCUAGACGUUUUAUAUACUUUAGAAAGAUACCUAGCUGUUAAAUAUUUUAUAUACAAGGACAGUUACAGGUGAGCAGGGACAUGCGGUCCUGCUUCCUAUUCUGAAGUGAGAAUAACGUAUUUAUUUCAGAGGAAAAAGGGACAAAGAUUUUGGAGCGAUGGCCCGUUUUUGCCUGUCAAUUUUUGUGCCCCCCUCUCCAUCUCAUAUAAGGAAUCCUGGGGUUCUCCCCUGUAUACCCCUGUAUUCAAAACAUUCGUCAAUGAGAACGGAAAGGAUCGAUAAUAGUCAAUAUUUGGUCCUAUAUUGAAUUUAAAGAUGUUUUUCAUGAUAUCAUCAUCAAUAUGUAAUAUUGUCAUUAUUGUCAUGUAGGAUGUAAAUAUCAGCUCUGUAUUACCACUCGUCAUCACCACCAAUAUCAUUAUUUUCAUCCUCAUUGUCGUCUUCAUUGUCGCCAACAUGGUUUCGUCACUGUCAUCGUCAUCACCAUCAUUAUCACCACCACAACCACCAUAAAUAUUGCGAAUACAUAGAAUAACAUAUAUGUUGUGAACAAAGUUAUUACGAAUUAUGUAUUAUGUAUAGAUGUGGAUUUGAAAAUAUCUAUAAUCACGUUUACUCUAACGUGAGGAAGUAUAUCUCAGUUAAUUUAACGAGUGAAUAUUCGAAAUCAAGAGUUGUGUCUUUUAAAUAAUCAUGUGCAAUCAUUUUUUUCAAAUUAUUAUCUAUAUUUCCAAUAUUGGUCUUUCACAUCUUUUGUAUACCAGUAGCAGUAAUUCGCACAUCACGAACAAAAUUUGUACAUAAUUAAAGUGAGGGUCAGUAUGAAUUUUCAGAUGUAUUUCAUGAUUUCUCAAUACAUGUAGUUUUCUAUCUCUGUAGAAAUCGACUCGUAAAUUCAUUUCACAUGAUAUCAAUGUUGCUGGAGGACUUGCGUGUAGUGCUACGUCUAUUGAUGUCUUAGACAGUAGAACAAUGUAUUUACAGAGGUUAAUUGAGUAUAAUUAUGAAUAGAUGUUUUGCAUUUUAUUCCAAUAACAUAACAGAGAAAGUGGUGGCCAGAGAGGAGAGAGAGAGAGAGAGAGAGAGAGAGAGUAGAUCACAUGCAUUUAGUGUUUCUAUCAUUUUUUUUACCUUGAUCCCUAUACGUAUUCUAUUUCUAAUAAAUUGUAUGAAGUU